Molecule: messenger RNA, 1013 nt
Organism: Zophobas morio
Lineage: Eukaryota; Metazoa; Arthropoda; Insecta; Coleoptera; Tenebrionidae
Exons: 2
Coding region: 18-1013 (331 amino acids)
Source: RefSeq, a predicted model, not a curated record
CAAAACAGUUAAUUUCAAUGAUAGUGCCAGAAGUGUGUCGUGCUUUAAUCGAGGCCCUACGGAAUUACGUUAAGAUGCCAUCAACGGCUAAUGAGUGGGAGGUUAUAGCAAAGCAAUAUGAAGAAAUGUGGAAUUUUCCACAUUGCAUUGGCGCUAUGGAUGGAAAACAUGUCGUACCGCAAUGUCCCAUAAACAGUGGAAGUGAUUACUUUGAUUAUAAAUCGUUUUUUAGCAUUGUAUUAUUUGCUCUUGUUGACGCGGAUUAUAAUUUUUUGUUUGUGGAUGUGGGGUGCCAGGGAAGAAUUUCUGACGGAGGUGUUUUCAAACAUAGCAAACUCCAUAAAAUGAUGGAAACAGGAAGAUUAUCAUUGCCGGCCGACGGGCCAUUAGAAGGACGAAAUAGAUUGAUGCCCUACGUAAUUGUAGGUGACGAAGCUUUUCCGUUAACAACAAAUAUUAUGAAACCUUACGCCGGCAUGCACAGCAAGGGUUCACCAGAAAGAAUUUUCAAUUAUCGACUUAGUAGAGCACGAAGAGUCGUUGAAAAUGUUUUCGGGAUUGCGUCUUCAGUUUUCCGAGUGUUAAGAAAACCAAUUUUAGCAGUUGUGUAUCUGCAUAACUUUUUACGAAAAUCGCCAUUGUCAAGAAAUCUUUAUAGUCCACCUGGAACAUUCGAUUCUGAUGACACAACAGGAAAUUUUGUCCCUGGUACCUGGAGAACAACGUUAAACGAACAAACUACAUCUCUAUUAUCUCUCAGGAAUCUUCCCCGUAGAUCAGCAGAAAAUACAAAGGCAGUUCGACACGAAUUUAUUUUUCUACUACUGGAUGUCUACCUUGGCAAAACAACUACGCUUAAGUUGAAUUCAUUUUUCACUAUACUUACCAGAGUUUCAGUGUCGACAGUGGGCCGACUUUCAUCUUUGUCAAGUAAAAACAUUGUCUGGAAAGCAAACCAUUUCGACACAUAUACUUCCUGGCGUCCUGCAAAUGAAGUCAUUAAGAUAUUUUAA